AUGCAAGAUUCCUUACUAUCUCGGUUUGAUUUAAUGAUGAUCAUGUUGGAUGUACCUGAUCGUGAAAAUGAUAUUUUGAUAAGUGACCAUGUAGUUCGUAUUCAUAGGUACAGAGAUCCUAAAGAACAAGACGGUGAAGUGUUUCCAUUGACUUCAGGUGUGGAUGUUUUGAGUACAAAAAGUUUUGAAAAUAAUAUAACAGCAACAGAUCAGUUGGACGACGUCUAUGAAAAAUACGAUCCGAUACUGCAUGGACCAGUUUACACAAAAAUUUUGAAAAGUGAUUUCGUAAGAAAGUAUUUGGCAAUUUCCAAGUGCAUCAAGCCACAAUUGGACAAUGAAGCUAGUGCGCUGAUCACGGUAGAGUACGCAAGACUCCGUUCACGGGAGGCUGUCGGUCCGGACGCAGCGAGGACUCUGCCUGUCACGCCCAGGACCGUCGAAAGCAUGAUUCGCCUUUCAAAAGCACAUGCAAAGGGACGGUUUUCCCGGAUUGUCGAGGCUUAG
Molecule: messenger RNA, 507 nt
Organism: Macrosiphum euphorbiae (potato aphid)
Lineage: Eukaryota; Metazoa; Arthropoda; Insecta; Hemiptera; Aphididae
Source: the annotation of a GenBank genome assembly